Molecule: messenger RNA, 1380 nt
Organism: Agelaius phoeniceus (red-winged blackbird)
Lineage: Eukaryota; Metazoa; Chordata; Aves; Passeriformes; Icteridae
Gene: SRPX2
Product: sushi repeat containing protein X-linked 2
Biological process (GO): positive regulation of synapse assembly; positive regulation of cell migration involved in sprouting angiogenesis; cell-cell adhesion
Molecular function (GO): signaling receptor binding
Source: RefSeq, a predicted model, not a curated record
AUGGCAGCCCCCGUGCUGCUGCUGCUCCUCGCCAGGCUGGUGUCAUCCACGUGGCACGAAGGCUCUGGCUACUACCUGGAGAGCCACACCAACGAGGUGUACGCGGAAGAACCCCCGCCUGAGCCCGCCCUGGAUUACCGCCGAGUGCCCCAGUGGUGCGCCACGCUCACCAUCCACCGCGGAGAGGCCGCCUGCCACUCGCCGCGGGGCAGCUCCUACCGCAGCAGCCUGGGGACACGCUGCGAGCUGAGCUGCGCCCGCGGCUACCGCCUGGUGGGUCCCAGCGCCGUGCACUGCCUGCCCAGCCGCCACUGGUCGGGGAUGGCGUACUGCCGACAAAUCCGGUGCCACGUGCUGCCCGCGGUGCUACGGGGCUCCUACGUGUGCUCAGCGGGCGUGCAGAUGGAUUCCCGCUGCGACUACACCUGCCAGCCCGGCUACCAGCUGGAGGGCGACCGGAGCCGCAUCUGCAUGGAGGAUGGGCGCUGGAGCGGCAGCGAGCCAGUCUGUGUAGAUCUGGAGCCUCCCAAGAUCCGCUGCCCAGACUCCCGGGAGCGCAUAGCAGAGCCGGGCAAGCUGACUGCCACCGUGUACUGGGACCCUCCCCGCGUCAGGGACUCUGCUGACGGUGUCAUCAAGAGGGUGAUGCUGCGGGGCCCGGAGCCCGGCUCGGAGCUCCCCGAAGGAGAGCAUGUGAUCCGCUACACCGCCCACGACCAGGCUUACAACCGCGCCAGCUGCAAGUUCAGCAUCCGCGUCCACGUGAGGCGCUGCCCUGUCCUGAAGCCCCCGCAGAACGGGUACAUCUCCUGCACCUCCGACGGCAACAACUACGGCGCCACCUGCGAGUACCUGUGCGACGGGGGCUUCGAGCGGCAGGGCACCUCCCUGCGGGUGUGCCAGUCCAGCCAGCACUGGACGGGCUCCCAGCCCCUCUGUGCUCCCAUGCAGAUCAACACGGACGUGAGCUCGGCCGCCAGCCUGCUGGAUCAGUUCCACGAGAAGCGCCGCCUCUUGGUCAUCUCGGCCCCCGACCCCUCGAACCGCUUCUACAAGAUGCAGAUCUCCAUGCUGCAGCAAGCUGCCUGCGGGCUGGACCUGCGGCAUGUCACCACCGUGGAGCUGCUGGGGCAGCCCCCGCACGAGGUGGGACGCAUCCGGGAGCACCGGCUGUCCCUGGGCAUCAUCGAGGAGCUCAGGCGCUACCUGCACCUCACACGCUCGCACUUCAACGCCGUGCUGCUGGACAAGGCGGGCUCGGACCGCGAGCGCUACAUCGCCCCGGUCAGCCCCGACGAGCUCUUCGUGUUCAUCGACACCUACCUGCUGAGCGAGCGUGAGGCAGCACGGCGGGCACAGAGCGGGGACCCCUGCGAGUGA